Molecule: messenger RNA, 956 nt
Organism: Odocoileus virginianus texanus
Lineage: Eukaryota; Metazoa; Chordata; Mammalia; Artiodactyla; Cervidae
Source: RefSeq, a predicted model, not a curated record
CGCGGCCGCCUCGUUCCCUACAAGGUCCACUUUUUCCGCGGUGCCUGCCGGAGGCGUCGAGUUCCUAGCUGAGCAGUGGCCGUGCCCCUAGGACAGUGACCCACUCAGUCACCCCCAGGACAGGAGCUGACAGUUAGAAGGCUUAGGCUCUAGUCCAGCUUCGGCCAUCUCCUCUGCUAUGUGACGUCCAGCAGUUCACUUCACUCCCUCAGCCUCAGAUUUCCGCCCCGGUCGAAUAGGGGGAAUAAAAACAGCUAUAGCGCAAAACUGCAGUGGGGCACAGAGAAAGGAAGCUCUGGGCUCCAGGUUCUGGACCUUCAUGUCCCUCAGUGGAGGGACGUCCAAGGAAACAAGAAUGGGCGUUCCCAGAUUGUUUCAUGUAAGGGUCACCCUCCCGCCCCCCAAAGUGGUUGAUCGUUGGAACGAGAAGAGGGCGAUGUUCGGGGUAUAUGACAACAUCGGGAUCCUGGGAAACUUUGAAAAGCACCCCAAAGAAUUGAUCAAGGGCCCUGUGUGGCUUCGAGGCUGGAAGGGGAAUGAACUGCAGCGUUGUAUUCGAAAGAAGAGAAUGGUAGGAAAUCGGAUGUUCAUUGAUGACCUGCACAACCUGAACAAACGCAUCAGCUUUCUCUACAAACGCUUUAAUCGACAUGGGAAGCACCGGUAGAAGAAAAAGCUGGGAACUGUGGAAGAGGCAUGUCUAUCACCAGAGAAAAGGGAAAAGUACUUUUCCUUAUGAGGAAGGGGAUUUGGAUGCUGUCAGUGAUAAUGCAGGAUUCCUUUGUAAUCCAUUAUCCACAACUUUAGUUUCCUCUAAAUGCAGUUUUACUCAUUCAUGCAAGGAGGAGGUGGAACUCAUCCCUAAGUCUUACAGUUUUAGCUUUGGACUUCAUCACUUGCCCUUGCAGUCUAGCCAUACCUGUAGUGUUUAAAAAAUAAAAAAAUCAUUGUUGGCA